GUACGUAGCCAAGCGUGCUAAUCGGAUGUGCGGGGGAAGGACAACAUACUAAACGCAAAAAGCAGUUCUAAAGUAUGUAGGCGAAGCGAAGGCUUUAUUCGGUAUUACCUAGUUGAAUGUAGGGAUGUUUAUUAUCCGUCCCCGCAACUCCGAUCACCUCGGUUGGCUACGUACGGUGCGAAAGAAGUUCAACAUAUUUACAUACGCCAUCCCCUUUGUCAAUAUCCAGCUGGAUAAGUAAGGGCCUUCGCACGACAUGUAGGUCCUGGGGUAUUUUUGACCACGUGUUAUGCCGCUGGUCAGUGUGGGUUGGUGAAGGUGGGAGAUCGGGUACAUUUUGAGUGAUUUGGUUAGCAGCGGCCUCUGAAUUAGUUGUGUUCGUGACUCGCUGCACGGGACUUAGAGGCGUGAGCAUGUAACGAUGCAUUCGUUGUUUUAUUUCCUUGUUCAUCCAGGUAAUGUUCCAUGGAAACUCGAAGCAUCUUUUGCAAGAUUGUGGAGAGGUUUCUGAGUCGGGACGUCAACUACUUGAUCACCAGCCGCAGGGAGGUUGUGACAGACAGCAGUGGUCGGCCUGCUGCUGUUGCUGCUGUUACUGCUGCUGCGCCGCUCGGAGGGCCACUGACUCCCUCCAGCACAAGCUCCACGCUUGGCCUGGGAAAGACCGGCAGUGCUGCCGCGAGCUUGGCAGUCACUGUGACAACGCCGGUCACGUCUGGUGGCCCGACAGCUAUAAUCGGCGCGCCCAAUGACGAGAGGCCUACCUCCAGCUCUACGAUGCAGAGGACUCAAACGGCGCAGGCCCGGACCACUAAACAUUGCGCUUUCAUCGCGCGGCCCACGAAGGAAGCGCCUGAAACCGGCGCCGCUGCGGGAAGCAAGCAGCGGCAGUGCGCCGGAGUGCUGAAUCGCUUUGUCGCAGCCGUGAAGUUGGGAGGGAGGUCUCAGCCCGCACCGCAGCUCAGGAACGGGUGUCGGGCAGGUGUCGAGGGCAGUGAUGCGAAACCAUCUGUCACGGCCUCACAGCAGCAGCAGCAGCAACAACACAAACAGCAGCUGGUGCUGCAACAGCAGAAAAAGCUUCAUCUACCGGCACUGCUCGUGAGCCGUGGAAAGAAGUUGGUACAGAAAGCCAUGAAGACACAGGAAAAUGUAGGCGCCGACCUGCUUGCCAAUGCUCGCUCCUGGGGCGUGAAGAUCAUACACAUGGAUGCUGCCCUCAAGUACCUGGAGAAGAAGAGAUGCGAGGCUGGGAACCCCCCACCGCCAGGGCCCCAUGUCCAGCCUGCACCUCAGCCUGGCAGUGCCACACACAAGCACAUUAGCAGUAUUAAACUGCAAAAGCCAUUCAUCAAGGUGGAAGACUGUAGUCAGCACUAUCGCCCAAUGUUCGUGCAGCUGGGCUGCUUCCCGUGGAUAAACACUGCAUCGCCGCGUGGCAACUGCCCCUUCGAGCUUGAGAUCCUCCCAGCUGGGCCCUCCCAGCAGCAACUGCAGGAGCAGAAACAGCAGCAGGAACUGAAAAUUAAGCAGCAGAAGCAGCAACAGCAGGACCAACAGCAGCUGCUCGUCAUGGAAAACAAAAGAGCCGAGACUAAUGCUCACACGAAGGCGGCAGACAAGCCGAGUGCGCGUGACGGAGGCUGCAAGAGAACGGGAGGCCCCGCUCAGGGUCCGCCCUGCCGGCCCAAGCAUGGCUACUGCGAGUGCUGCUGCCUCACCUUCCAGCAAAUGCAGUCGCAUAUGCAAAACGAAGGCCAUCGGUCCUUUGCCUUGGACGAUACAAACUACGUGGAGCUCGACGCUAUAAUCCGCCAGCUGGAGAUGAGGAGCUCUGCCAGUCCCACAGCAACGCUCGGCAGCAUUCAUCCCGAGUCUUCAAGGCCAAGGCAGGUGUAUCAGCAGGAAAGAAGUCGACCUUCUCAUCGUGCAGACACUGGGGCGGCCUUGAUGGCCACCUUGCAUGGCAGUGGUGGUGGUGGUGGAAGUAAGGGCAAUAGAGCUGCUGGCAUCGGAAGCAGUGAAAGAAAAUGUGAUAUAGGUGGUAGAGGUGAAGGUGGCAUCAGUGGCGAUGGAAGCAAAUGUGGUGGUGAUUCUGGCCUCUCCCAAACGCGACCUUGUGCUACCAGCAUAGAGGCCACUAACACUGCCUGUGUAGGAAGGACCGGGAGUUUCAGCCGUGCCUCCUUUGCCACGAAGCUGCCAAACGAUGUCAUGCCAUUGUUGUCCCCAUGCACUGCGGCAGAGAGCUUCUCUAUGCUGUCCCAUAAUAAUCUGGAACCACCUCGGCUCCGAGCAGAGAGGGUUUCAGCUUUCGCCAAUGCGGCCACGUCACGCCAGUCACCAGUGGCCAAGUGUUUGUCAAAAGCCAAGAAGCGCAAAGCGAAAUUAACUGCGGAACUUCCGCCAUCCAAAGUGGCCAGGCUUGAUCACUCUGAGAGAGGGGAAGGAGGGAUUGUGAUGUCGACCUGGAACUCCGCAGCCGGCGACAUGGAAUGCACAGCAGCGGAUGCUGACUACUCACACGGGAUCAGGGGCUGUGCAGAUGGUGGGGAAGCGCUUGGCCACUCCAUGCCCACCGCAGGUGCUGCUCCCAUACGGCAGGCAGACGAUGUUAAUGUUUUGCAAGUCACUGAUGGAACAGUAGAUCGAACUUGGCUCAACAGCACUGAGGUACAAGCGGAGGCCCCCUGGUGGGAGAGGAAUUCAGCAUUGGAGGCGACAGAUGAGGGCGCAAUACCACUUUACCUCCAGCUGCUCCAGAUUUUCCGGACGAGUGAGAUGGACUCCUUUGAGGGAUUCCAUUUGGAUGGUGACGAGGUACAGGAGCAGCAGGAGAAGCAGGUUGCGGAGAGCACAGGCUCCCACGAGGACAAGCAAGGAGGACUGACGCUGCACAUCGCCCAGGACAGCAGGGAUGAGCAAGACGGUACUCGCUACAUAGGCAGUGGCCUCCCAGGAGAUGCAGCUGAACACAACAGCCCAGCUGAUAGCACAGCAAGGGCGAGCACACGAAACAGAACUCCGACGGAAGCCAGCAGCAAAACUGCUGGGUUGCCCGAGCAACCCAGCAGUGGCCAAUCUGGUUCCAGAUGUUCAGCCCCCACAGUACAGAUGACUUCACGUGGAGAUGUAAAUCAACUCCAGGGCAUCGCAGUCUCUUCAAAGAGCAGCUCUGAAUGGGACCCGCUGCUCCCUUCACAAGGGAAGCAGCGAAAGGUGGUGAACGGCGCGUAUGAUAACCUGCGCAACGUGUGCGUGGACGUGACCGAUAUGGACUAUCAGGCACACCUGGAGGCCGUGCUAGGGGCCAACCUCAACCCCAAGUGACGUCUGUACCCGCAUACUCGCGCAACCUUGGCCAGAGAGGCUCACCAUACUCUACAGUGCUGCCUGGAUGCAGUAGAGCAGGGGGUGGGUAACCUGAGGGCCGAAUAGGACGUUUUAGAUAUGUUUGGCGGGCCACAUUAACACACACCUCAGUCACUUCUCUCACUGAAAGAGGCACUUGCAGUUACAGAAAUAACUUGAGUGCAUUCAAAUAACCAGUGGUGAAAAAUAUUUUAAUCUAGUACCCUAUUAAUUUGGCUAUGGUAGCGAUGGAUAAAAUAUCGUCCGUGGCCAGUUUCAAACUGGUAGGCUUCAACGUGGCCGUGUGCUGUAUGAAAUAAAGUUGCGAGCCGUAUCCGACCUACAGGUCGUAGAUUCCGCACCCUUUCGCCCCCUUAAAUUCACUGUCACGUUACAAUGGAGGGGUGUUUUGUGACAGGGGAUCCUCAGAGGAGCGGUCUUAUGCCUUAAAGAUGCAACCCAUAAAAUGAAUAGCCCUUGGUAGAUGCACUUGGGCAGUUUCCCACGCCGUCUGAUACAUUGUCGUUGAUGAAAUAAAAAAUAUAAAUCACAGGUGUGCUCUAGUGACACACUUUGGCAUCGCUUUUGUUAUAGCAUAAUUAUUUUUCCUAACAAAGUUUUAAAACUCGUGUUGGACAGUCCAGGAAACAACACAGGAAUGUAUCUACAAGGGAUAUUUAUUUUGGGUUGUCUUUAAUGAGCGAUGGCACAAACCAGCAUUAAAUUCUAGCGGCGUUUAUGCAGUCAGAAGCAGUACCUCAGCGGUUUGAUGUUGCCAAUUGUGUGAUGUGAAGCGUGCCGAGUUUGCUGUUGCAUUUUCCGCAGACGGUGGAAAUGUCGGUGCUAUUUGUUUGUGCUUCUCGUCCUGAAUGAUGAGUGCCUUUACCUUCUGCUGAUUGGUUUACAUUAUAUACGCGUGAUGUUGGGCGAGGGACAGAUUCCUGUGGACGUGUGUCCACCAGAGCCAAACCGUGUUUACUUUAAUGAAGUGUGGUGUAGUUUAGCGGCUGCCAAGCACAGCUGCUUUUGGCAACAUGCAUCAAUAUAUUUGAAUGGAUGUAACAGACACAUGCUUCAAUUGUAAUCUAAAAGUACACAAUGGGACUUUCAGGAGGAAUUUAUUUUAAUGAAGUGACAAGUCAUUGACAUUUUCUUCUCACAAGUACCUCCUGAUGGCAGACUUAGCCCAUUCAUAUCACCAUGUAGGUUUUUAGCAGUGAAUUAAAACACGUUUAACUUACAUGUUGUUUGAGUUAGCAUGCAUACAUACGAUCGCAGAUCACCAGUGUCCUAUCGUCAUUGGUCAUCCUUUUAGUUUUAACAGCUCAUGGGUCAAUGCCAGAAGGCAGUGGCUUCUGCCAAGGCUUUACCCCAUUGCUGCAAUGUGACGAAAUAAUAAAGAGCAUCUCCGCAGGAGUGAGGGUUCAUCUCAACGUGGCGUCCACAAAUGCCUAGUUGUGCGAGAAUUGUGCCUAAUUGAAUCCACGUCCGCGCUGGAGGCACUCAAGUUGUGCUCAUUAAUUCACCUAGACCUGCCGCUCACUCGGCAAUAACAUUAUUACUGGCACGUCGUGUUGCAAGCAAAAAAAUAGCCAUUUUCCAGUAUUGAUGACAUUCUCAAAACUUUGGCGGCUUGGAUAAAUCACAUUCGUCAAAAUGUGAAUGUCCGUCAUUUAUCGUAAUGAGAAGCACUUAACCCAUACAUGUCACGUCACAGUGCCUGGAGUUGAUAUAUAUGACUUGGGAUUAUUUGCAUUUUGGUCUUCGUGAUUUUCUAAGUUUCUUAAGCGCCGAAACUCACGACAGUGUCGUCCUGUGAAUCUCAGGUAAUAUAUUAACUACAAAACCUCUCUACCUCUGCUGGCUACCACAACCACCAUUCGUGAAACCAGUGAUGUGCAGUUUACUUUCGGGUUUGGUAGUUACACUUGUUAGGCUGCUGCAGUUCCCCCAGUUUUGAGCCCACAACCGAAUAAACGACUUUAUUUUGUAAGGUACAUACACCAAGAGUUGUGUCCCAGGCUGUCUUACACACAUUUGAAGCAUAUUUAAUGGAAGACGGUGAUGAAAGAUUAGGAUUAAGGAAGUGUGUAAAUUACCGAGAUUGUCAAUAUAUUUUCAAGACUUACAGUGAUGGUCAGGGAAAGUUAUUUUGAUGCCAAUCAGUUGUCACCAUUCCAUACCGUCAUCUAGUGAUGUCACUACAUUGCUCCUGACUAAAUUUAAAUGUAUUUUUCUUUCUAAGUUUCAAGCCGAUCCAUGCUAGCAAAUCGUUUUUCAUUUGUGCCUUCCUUUAACUAGCAUAGGUGCAUUUAUACCUGUGCACCCACAGCAAUUCUGGAAUGGGAUAAGAGUUAAACAAAGAGCCACUAACCAGAACCAGUCUCAGCCCCGAGGCCAGAGCAGAAACUCAACCACCUAAAGUAGUAAAAGUUUAGAAGCACCGAUUUAUGUGGCCAGUGAGUGAAUUACAUAACCUACUCCGUUUCAAAUGGUUAUCAGAAAAUUUACCAUUAUCCACAUUCGGAAAUUGGAACCACUACAUUUAUGCCACCCCAAGGGGUACUUGGCAAGUGAAAUGUCUGGGCUCAUGAUGAGGCUGUACCAGCACUGCUUGCAGCCUCAAUUGGCAGAGCAGUGAAACAAAUCUCGUUGAGGGCUAGAGGCUGCCCACAGGAAACUCAGCUGCUGCAACAAUCACAUCGGUCGAUACAAAAAAAUGACCAAAUAAAAAGUAUGUACAAGUUUAAAUUGUAUUUUAUAUGAAAGUUUGUAUUAUUUCAUUGUUUUUACUAUUGUGACCCAAAAUGAUAAUUGGUAGUUUUGUGGCGAACAUACUGUAUAACAAAUUUCCUAUCUGGAUUCCUGUCUGCCGCUCAAGUGUGCGGUAGUGACGUCGCCUAACUCCCAGUGUUGAGGUGGGUUCGUGCGCUCUGCAUGCCACCCCUCACUUUAAACUUCUGGCAUUUCACCAGCAUUGGUUCAAGCAUAACUGCUGAGACACGUUAUGUCAAAACCAGUUGCUUGCUCAUGUUGACCCAAUGAUGCUGAAAUGAAUAACUCCCAUAAAGCAAUGUGGCUGACACAAUGUGUAGACAUGGGAAAGAGGCAUAUUUUCUGCUUAUCCAAUGUGCAAAUUAAAUGACAUCAGAAUUGGUUGCCUACUUUUUAAAUGUAAUUAGUUCAGCUCUGCCACAUGUUGGUGCCUUGUGCAGCCUCAGUCCUUAAAUGUACAGAGACUAUUUACGAACAUUCGACUUAUGAACUUUCAGAGAUACGAACAAACCUGUCCAUAUGUCCAGUUGCCUGUUCGGGCCGAGAAUCUUAAGUUAAACCGCCGCGAAAUAGAUGGUGGUGGCGGCAUCUACAGGAGAUUAUACAACUUUUAAAGUCGUUCUCCGUGUUUACUGUACAUGCCGUUCAUGUUUGAAAUCGACAGGAGUAACAUUUGACUUGCUAACAAAUCCACUUACGAACAGACCUCUGGAACCUAAAUUGUUCGUAAGUAGAGGAGUCCCUGUAAUUUUAUAACUCAAAAGAAUUACUGUAGUCCCUUAGUUUAGCAUCGUCUCCGUUUGAGUGAUAAUUUAUCCAGAAAAGCCUCACCGAGUCUGACUUUCAGGAGGUACCUGCGAAGUUGUAGGUUGGGGACAAUUGCGACGUCCAUUCUAAUCGAGUGCAAUGAGAGCCAUCUGCUGUAAAAUAGCUGAUGCAUGGUUUCAUGUAGCAGAGGCUUUAGAUCAACGGUGUCACGAGGUGGGGGGAGAACAUGCGUAGACAAAACAUGAUCUAUAGUGAGGGAUAAUUGGUCGCCUGUUGGCCACAUUGACAUCGGUGUGGUUUCCCCUCGCCUUCAUUCAACACGUGAUCCUUAUGGCGGUACCCUGGGGUACCAAAUAAUACAAAAUGGCCGAGGCAAUUACAUAUUUUAUUUCUUGGACACUUUUUUCCAGGGGUGUACUUAACUCCGCGACUGGGGUACCAAUCAAUCCGAAAUCAGUGCUACACAGCGAGGACGAUUGCGCUGAAACCCUGAAUGCUCGUACGCACCAUGGUGGUGCAUCGUGUACAGCUCGUCGAGAUGAGUCGAUUGCCGCAUUGCCGACCAUCAACAGACUAAAAAUGACUGCAUCACGGACAUCAUGCGAGAGUAUGGUACCCCAGGGUAACGCCAUAAGGUUCACUUGCUGCUGACAAGGCGUGCAGCCCAAGCUGAUUAAUUGAAAUGUUCCCUGAAAAAUUGAGCUUUUGAGUCUUAUUGAAUGUCUGUAAAUAUAUUUUCUUGCUAUUUCUACGUGUACAGUUGUAAUUAAAGUUAUUUAUUUUUUGUG
Messenger RNA from Petromyzon marinus (sea lamprey), 7682 nucleotides. RefSeq lists its product as uncharacterized. NCBI's taxonomy places the organism in Eukaryota, Metazoa, Chordata, Hyperoartia, Petromyzontiformes, Petromyzontidae. Gene Ontology annotation, biological process: positive regulation of nuclear cell cycle DNA replication; regulation of cell cycle phase transition. Gene Ontology annotation, cellular component: Dbf4-dependent protein kinase complex. Gene Ontology annotation, molecular function: protein serine/threonine kinase activator activity; zinc ion binding; nucleic acid binding. The record is from RefSeq and is a predicted model, not a curated record.